UUAUGGAUGAAAGUUGCGAACAUUCGAGCUUAUUGUAUUUUGACAAAAAUAUUCAUGUCGAAUUAUGCAAAUACAAACAGAUUAAGUUGAUAUACUUAUUUAGUUAGCUGUUCUAAAUUCACUUUGAAAUUGAACUUAUUGUGAUCCUUUCCUUAACAAUAAUUUGCAAAUACCGCAGAGAAAUGCAGUUUCUUCGGCCAAUCAAUCAAACCAUAUCUGCAAUUUCGUUUUUAUUUCUCUGCAUAUCGUUGGUUAAUACAAUACCGACUCGAAACUUAGAAAAACGAGCAGCUCUUGAAAAAAGUGUUACCAGCUCAUCGCUGAAAAGUGACAGCAAUGUGUCACAAUAUGCAAACUUGGAAUUGGACAAGUUUGCCAACUUUCCAUUAAAUGCAACUGAGGUGAAUUUGUAUGGAAAUGUUUUGACACCCGAAGACCUUACGACGCAGGAAGAUUGGGGAGGAAAUUGCACGGUCGCAGUUUGGGAUAAAUGCAAAGUGAUCUCAUCGUGGUUCGGGUAUUACCUGAACCCCAAUGAGGGUCCAGAUCAGCCAAAGUGGCUGAAUUACCAAUUGGAUUGCAAAGUGGAACCAACAUUAUGCAUGAACAACGGAUGGAACGUGAACCGCUGCCACAUUCUCUGCAUGUCUCGUUGUAACACUGAAAUGCUGUCUAAAUUUGACAAGUAUGUUAGUCAUCAAGAAGAAUGCAAGGCAAGUGCUCAUGGAUAACUGCGCAAUAUUGAUCAUUGUACAGAGGAAGAGAACGACCUGAUGAAAACAGUGAAGCUGCUUCGAUUUUAGAAUACUAUGUUGCAAAGAUUGCUAAUGUUAGUUGACUGGUAUUAUAC
Folsomia candida is the source of this 850-nucleotide messenger RNA. RefSeq lists its product as uncharacterized. The transcript is spliced from 3 exons. Bases 183 to 731 code for a protein of 182 amino acids. NCBI's taxonomy places the organism in Eukaryota, Metazoa, Arthropoda, Collembola, Entomobryomorpha, Isotomidae. The record is from RefSeq and is a predicted model, not a curated record.